GGGAGCAUACGCCGGAAGCGCGUUUCGCCUCGGCCGGGCGUCGGGAGGGAGUCGCACGCGAUGGGCCGCAGCCGCUCCCGGUCGCCUCCGCGGAGGGAACGUCGGCGUUCCAGAUCCACUUCACGUGAAAGAGAGAGGAGGAGACGGGAGCGAUCAAGAUCUCGAGAGAGAGACAGAAGGAGAAGUCGUUCUCGUUCUCCACACAGACGAAGAUCCAGAUCUCCUCGGCGGCAUAGAUCCAAUUCUGCUUCUCCUUCCCGGCAGAAAGAAAGAAGAGAGGAUGAGAAGAAGGACAGCAAAGACAAAGAGCGUCAAAUCACAGAAGAAGACCUGGAAGGCAAAACAGAAGAAGAAAUUGAAAUGAUGAAAACGAUGGGAUUUGGCUCAUUUGACACCACAAAGGGCAAGAAAGUGGACGGGUCAGUAAAUGCUUAUGCUGUAAACGUGUCACAGAAACGGAAAUACAGGCAGUACAUGAACAGAAAAGGUGGAUUCAACAGGCCCCUGGACUUUAUCGCCUGAUGUGUCUGCUGCUGUUACCGAUAACAAUUUCCACUGAAGUCUCAUCUGUCUGGCUAAGAGGUUCUGUCUUCUCACCCCAAAAGGGUUAGGGUUGUUUUUGUGAAUAAUUCCUUGAAGUUACAUUUCCUAGGCUGAGAUGGUAUUUUUUUUCCUCUCAAAUGUAUCUUUUGCACAGUGGUUUUCAUGAUGUUGCUAUUCCACAUUUGUAGGUUUCCUCUUUUAAAUAUUGUCAGUUAAAUUAAAAAAGAAACUUCUUGUC
Molecule: messenger RNA, 781 nt
Organism: Ahaetulla prasina
Lineage: Eukaryota; Metazoa; Chordata; Lepidosauria; Squamata; Colubridae
Gene: SNRNP27
Product: small nuclear ribonucleoprotein U4/U6.U5 subunit 27
Exons: 6
Coding region: 61-522 (153 amino acids)
Biological process (GO): RNA splicing
Cellular component (GO): precatalytic spliceosome
Source: RefSeq, a predicted model, not a curated record